UCCCACCCGCCGGCCAUGGCGGCCUCAACCUCGGCGGCCGCCGCCGUCUCCUUUCCUCUUCCCUACCGCCCGCACCGCGCGCUGCGCCGCCAUCGCCACCACCACCGCCCGUCCCUCCUCCGCGCCGCCUCCACCGCCGCGCCCCCGUCCCCAGACCUCUCCAUCCAGCUCUCCCCGCCUCCCCUCGUACUCUCCCCCGCCCGCGACCGCGCGGAGGACCUUCAGGCAGAGUCCCGCGCCAUGACCCGAGCCGUUGCCGCCACCGUCUACAGCCCCGAGCUCCUCGCCUCCCGCUACGGCUCCCAACCUUUUCAGGUGGCCCUGAGAGCGGCCGAGGUGCUGUCCAAGCUGGGGGCAUUCGGUCUGACGCUGCUUCUGGACCAGCAGAGGGGAGAGUCGGAGUCGUCGGCCAAAAGGCGAGCCAGGGCGGUGGAGCUGCGGACUAUAUUGACAAAGCUCGGCCCGACGUUCGUCAAGAUUGGGCAGGGACUGUCCACGCGUCCAGACCUCUGCCCCACCGAAUAUCUGGAGGAGCUCUCCGAGCUGCAGGAUUCUCUUCCCACAUUUCCAGAUGAAGAUGCAUUUGCCUGUAUCGAGAAGGAGCUUGGCCUUCCUCUUGAUUCAAUGUACUCAGCAAUGUCCCCUUCGCCGAUUGCUGCAGCAAGUUUAGGUCAAGUUUACAAGGCGCGGUUGAAAAGCUCUGGGCAGCUGGUGGCUGUCAAGGUGCAAAGACCUAGUAUCGAGGAUGCCAUAGGGCGUGAUUUUUACCUACUGAGGGGAAUUGGUUUUCUAAUUAAUAAGUAUGUUGACAUUAUAACCACUGACGCUGUUGCUCUCAUAGAUGAAUUUGCUUGUAGAGUUUUCCAAGAGCUUAAUUAUGUCCAGGAAGGCCAAAACGCACGAAGGUUUAAAAAGUUAUAUGCUGACAAGCAAGACAUAUUGGUGCCUGAUAUAUUUUGGGACUAUACAAGUGCAAAGGUUCUGACAAUGGAAUGGAUUGAAGGUGUAAAACUAAAUCAACAAGCUGCCAUAGAAAGCCAAGGUUUGAAGGUGCUGGACUUGGUAAACAUUGGUAUCCAGUGUAGCUUAAGGCAGCUCCUAGAGUAUGGAUACUUUCAUGCUGACCCGCAUCCUGGUAAUAUUUUGGCAACACCUGAAGGGAAGCUUGCUUUUCUUGAUUUCGGCAUGAUGAGUGAAACCCCAGAGGAUGCAAGAGUAGCCAUCAUAGGACAUGUUGUUCACAUGGUCAAUCGGGACUAUGAUGCGAUGGCUCGUGAUUAUUAUGCACUUGAUUUUUUGAAACCUGAAGUGGAUGUUUCCCCAAUCGUGCCUGCCCUCAAGAAUUUCUUUGAUGAUGCUUUGGACUCGACAGUGAGUGAGCUAAACUUCAAAACCAUAGUUGAUGGCUUAGGGGCUGUUCUUUAUCAGUACCCAUUCAAUGUACCGGCCUACUAUGCAUUGAUACUGCGGUCACUCACUGUCCUGGAAGGUUUGGCACUCUAUGCUGAUCCCAAUUUUAAGGUGCUCGCUGCGUCAUAUCCUUACUUUGCUAAAAGGCUACUCACUGAUCCCAAUCCAUAUCUCAGAGAUGCUCUGAUUGAGCUGCUAUUCAAGGACGGGAGAUUCAGAUGGAAUAGACUUGAAAAUCUUCUUGUUCAAGGGCGCCAAGAUAGAGAGUUCGUAGCCAAGGAUGCUCUACAACCGGUUCUGAAACUUCUACUCGGUCCAGAUGGGGAGAGUUUAAGAGUGUUAGUUGUGAAAGAAGCAGUCCGUGUCACAGAAGCCAUCACCUUCGGAACACUAAUUGAUUCGUACAACGCAGCUCCAGAAUUUUUGAAGCCUCUAAUUUCCAGUGACAAUCCAGCCGGGCCCUUUAAGUUAAGUGAUGUUGAGCGGGAACAAAUGAUGGAGCUCCGAGGCAGGGUUCUCAGAAUAUGGGGUCUUUUGAGAUCCUCUGAUAGCUUUGAUCCUAGUCUUUUGCAGCCAAUUGUACAGGUGCUACAAGAGCCAGAGGCCCGUGUGUUUGGUUCUCGUGUUGCUGGUGGCGUCACGCAGCGCCUUGCGGCUCGUUUGUUGCAACAGCUGCUGAGGAUUCCACCUACACCUGUCCCUGGAUCUUCGUAGUAGAUAGGCCCACACUAAACCAUGUAAAGUCACACGACACUUUCUACGGGAAGAAAAAAAGGAGCAAGUGUAAUUUGUAGUCAAAGUAUAAAGGUAUUUCCCUCAUUGAUCUU
This is a messenger RNA of Lolium rigidum, 2237 nucleotides long. RefSeq names its product protein ACTIVITY OF BC1 COMPLEX KINASE 3, chloroplastic. The coding region runs from base 16 to 2124 and encodes 702 amino acids. The transcript has 7 exons. The record is from RefSeq and is a predicted model, not a curated record. Gene Ontology annotation, molecular function: protein kinase activity; ATP binding. NCBI's taxonomy places the organism in Eukaryota, Viridiplantae, Streptophyta, Magnoliopsida, Poales, Poaceae. Gene Ontology annotation, biological process: protein phosphorylation.